AUGGUCGGAGGUAAAGAUUGGGAAGAACACAAUCGGAACCUGGAAACACUAUUCGAACGACUCACAAUCCACAACAUAACGCUUCGAAAGGAGAAAUGUGAAUUCGGUCGAACAUCGCUAGAAUUCCAUGGUCAUUACUUCACCAGCGAAGGGCUGAGACCAAGUCCUAACAAGAUCAGAGCCAUCCAGGAAAUGGAAAGACCGAAAAGUAAAGAAGAGUUGGUAUCGUUUAUCCAAAUGAUGACAUAUCUGUCCCGAUUCAUCGAAAAUUUCUCCAGCAGGUCAGAACCACUUAGGCGGAUAACGAGCAACGAAAUGGAAUCAAGAGCAACAGAUGACGUUCGAUGA
Messenger RNA from Paramuricea clavata, 348 nucleotides. Lineage: Eukaryota; Metazoa; Cnidaria; Anthozoa; Malacalcyonacea; Plexauridae. The record is from the annotation of a GenBank genome assembly.